Messenger RNA from Paramecium pentaurelia, 3457 nucleotides. The record is from the annotation of a GenBank genome assembly. NCBI's taxonomy places the organism in Eukaryota, Ciliophora, Oligohymenophorea, Peniculida, Parameciidae.
AUGAAUUCAUCCUAAUAUGGUGCUUUUGGUAUGAGUGGUAAUAAUUUCAAUUAAGCAAAACCACCUGUCAAUAAUUACAAUUUUGAAAAUGUUAGAGUAUAUUCAUCAUUUUUAUGAGAAUAGGCAUAAUAACCUGCACCUGGUGGACCAUAACCUUCAAGAGGAAAACCUAUUGGUACAGCAGCCAGAUAACCUUAAGCAGAAGCUAGACCUAUGACAUCUAAUAGAGGAGCUAAUUUUGGGUAGAAGAAGGAUCCAUUCAAUUCCACUCAGAAUCAAUUAAAUUUGAAUAAACCAAAACUUGAAACUAAUCCUGAAGAAUAAUUUAAAUAAAUAGAAAAAGAAAUUAAUAAUCUUAUAGAACAAAGUGCCAUGGCUAAAUUAAGGGGAAAUUUAUCAGAAUGUUUAGAAAAAGCUAAAGAAGCAUUCAAUAAGGAAAAAAAAUUAAGAUAAUCUAAGGAAGCAUAAAAUUUAGCUGAAUCAAUUAAUACUGAUCUUAGCUAUUGUGCAGCUUUAACUUAAGCAUGUGCUUUACAUGCAAAUGGAUUACAUCAAGAUGCUUUAGCUAAAUAUUAAGAAAUUAUAAAAUGUAAAUAAUAUCCUCAAGCAGGCAGAUUAAGAGUAAAUAUGGGCAACAUCUAUUUUGAAUAAAAGAAGUAUCCUACUGCAAUAAAGAUGUAUAAGAUGGCAUUAGAUUUGAUUCCUGCUACUUCUAAAGAAAUGAGAUUCAAAAUAUAAAAAAAUAUAGGUCAUGCUUAAGUGAGACUUGGAAAAGAGAAAAUUAAUGAAGCUAUUACAACUUAUGAAUAAAUCCUUAAAAAUUCACCUGAUUUUCCAACAGGAUUUAAUUUAAUGAUUUGUUUAUAUUUAAGUGGAAAAAAGAAUAAAAUGAAAGAUUAUUUUGUUACUUUACUUACAAUAGAAAUACCAGGAGAGAAUGAAGAAGAGAAUAAUGAAAAUAAGGGUACUACAAUAACAGAUAAAUUAAGAGAAGAUACUAAAGAAAGAAGAAGAGAAGCUAUUUAUUAUAUUGUAACAUCUGCAAAAUUGAUUGCUCCUUUAAUUGAAGAUGAUAUUAUUGUAGGAUAUGAAUGGAUUUUAGAAUAGUUAAAGAAUUCAACAUUUCCAGAAGCUGAAACUGAAAUUGAAAUAUGUAAAGCAAUGGCAUUUUUGAAAAAAAAGAAUAUUGAAAAAUCUAUUGAAACUUUGAAAGGAUUUGAAAAGAAAGAUAAAUAAAUUAUGGCAAGAAUAGCUACAAAUAUCUCAUUUUUGUAUUUCUUAGAAAAUGAUUAUAAACAGGCUGAAAAAUAUGCAGAAAUUGCAAUUACAUAUGAUAGAUAUAAUGCUAAAGCUUUAGUAAAUAGAGGUAAUUGUCUUUAUGUUAAAAAUGAAUUCUUAAGAGCUAAAGAAUAAUAUUUAGAAGCUAUUGGUGUAGAAGCUGAUUGUAUUGAAGCACUCUACAAUUUGGCAUAUGUCAAUAGGAAAUUGAAUAUGUUUGUUGAAUCUCUAUAAGCAUUAGAUAAACUUUAAACUAUUGUUUGUAUUCCUGAAGUUUUAUUUCAAAUGGCUACAUUAUAUGAAAUGACUGGUAAUUCUAAAUAAGCUAUGAAAUGGUAUUUGGAAGUACUGAAUAAAGUACCAAAUGAUCCCAAUAUCUUGGCUAGACUUGGAUCCUUAUUUGCAAGGGUAUAGAAAAUAAUAAAUAAUUUAUUAGGAAGAUGAUGAACCUUAGGCUUUGCAUUAUUUCUAAGAAUCAUAUAGAAUUCUACCUACUAACAUAGAAACAAUUUCAUGGUUAGGAGUGUAUUAUGUGAAAUAGGAAAUGUAUGAAAAGGCUAGUUUAUAUUUCGAAAGAGCGGCAUAAGUUUAAUCAAGAGAUGUUAAAUGGAAAUUGAUGGUUGCAAGUUGUUAUAGAAGAAUGGGACAUUUCUAAAAAGCUUUAGGGAAUUACUAAAAGAUAUAUUCAGAUUAUCCUGAUAAUAUUGAAUGUAUUAAUUUAUAUUUAUUUAUUUAGGUCUCAGAUUUCUAGUUUAAUUAUGUAGAGAAAUGGGAUUACCUUAUGAAGAAUAUGCUGGAUAAUUAAGAAAAUUAGAGAGAGAAAUGGAAAUGAUGGAUGGAUAUUAAGGUUAAGAUAUUAAUUUAAUUAAUAAUGAAGAGGAAUAAGUUAGAUUACCAUAAGGAGAUGAUAAUCCUGUUAGUUUUACAAAUAAUACUAGGUAAUUAUUAGUUCAUAUUAUUAUUAUAGACGUGGGAAUAAACAACCACCUCCUAAAGCAAAUGUUAGAUAAAAUAUUGAUGAUGAAUAAUUCUAAGAUGGGGUAGAAGAUAACUUUUUACCUUGAAAUGAUAUAAAAUAUAAAUAUAUAAAUUAUGAACAUUUCAUAGUAAUAUGAAGAAUAAUANAUUAUAAACAGGCUGAAAAAUAUGCAGAAAUUGCAAUUACAUAUGAUAGAUAUAAUGCUAAAGCUUUAGUAAAUAGAGGUAAUUGUCUUUAUGUUAAAAAUGAAUUCUUAAGAGCUAAAGAAUAAUAUUUAGAAGCUAUUGGUGUAGAAGCUGAUUGUAUUGAAGCACUCUACAAUUUGGCAUAUGUCAAUAGGAAAUUGAAUAUGUUUGUUGAAUCUCUAUAAGCAUUAGAUAAACUUUAAACUAUUGUUUGUAUUCCUGAAGUUUUAUUUCAAAUGGCUACAUUAUAUGAAAUGACUGGUAAUUCUAAAUAAGCUAUGAAAUGGUAUUUGGAAGUACUGAAUAAAGUACCAAAUGAUCCCAAUAUCUUGGCUAGACUUGGAUCCUUAUUUGCAAGGGUAUAGAAAAUAAUAAAUAAUUUAUUAGGAAGAUGAUGAACCUUAGGCUUUGCAUUAUUUCUAAGAAUCAUAUAGAAUUCUACCUACUAACAUAGAAACAAUUUCAUGGUUAGGAGUGUAUUAUGUGAAAUAGGAAAUGUAUGAAAAGGCUAGUUUAUAUUUCGAAAGAGCGGCAUAAGUUUAAUCAAGAGAUGUUAAAUGGAAAUUGAUGGUUGCAAGUUGUUAUAGAAGAAUGGGACAUUUCUAAAAAGCUUUAGGGAAUUACUAAAAGAUAUAUUCAGAUUAUCCUGAUAAUAUUGAAUGUAUUAAUUUAUAUUUAUUUAUUUAGGUCUCAGAUUUCUAGUUUAAUUAUGUAGAGAAAUGGGAUUACCUUAUGAAGAAUAUGCUGGAUAAUUAAGAAAAUUAGAGAGAGAAAUGGAAAUGAUGGAUGGAUAUUAAGGUUAAGAUAUUAAUUUAAUUAAUAAUGAAGAGGAAUAAGUUAGAUUACCAUAAGGAGAUGAUAAUCCUGUUAGUUUUACAAAUAAUACUAGGUAAUUAUUAGUUCAUAUUAUUAUUAUAGACGUGGGAAUAAACAACCACCUCCUAAAGCAAAUGUUAGAUAAAAUAUUGAUGAUGAAUAAUUCUAAGAUGGGGUAGAAGAUAACUUUUUACCUUGA